CAUCUACGUUGCAUAUUUUACAUUCAUACCGACCACUCAACAAAAUGUCGUCAAAAUCUGACUCUCGAAAACAACGAAAUUUCGACGAUAAUGACAGGCAUAGUCGAAGUCAUAAACCACGAUCUCGCAGUAGAAGCCCAACAACGAGUCACAGAAAGAAGGAUAAACCACAUCGUUCUGAAAGAUCGGAUGAUGUCCACAGGAGGCCAGAGAGACAGGAUGAUGGUCGCAGGAAACCAGAAAGAGAAGACGAUGUUCGCAGGAAACCAGAAAGGGAGGACAAUAUUCGCAUGAAACCAGAAAGAGAAGACAAUGUUCGCAGGAAACCAGAAAGAGAGGACAAUUUCCGCAGGAAACCAGAAAGAGAGGACAAUGCCCGCAGAAAACCAGAAAGAGAAGAUGGACCACUUCCAGGGAAAGUCAAAUCAGAACCAGCUGAUAAAGGCUACAAAAAAUAUGAGUUUCCAGGGAAAAAGGAGAGAGAAAGAGAGUCAAGGAGUAGGUGGGAUGAAGAUGAUAAGAAGCAAGAGCAGGGCAGGACCCAUGAACAGGGCAGGACCCAUGGAGGGGAUAGGAGAGGCAAUAGGCAGGAACAGCCACAGAUCAGGAUCAAGCAAGAACGUCAGGGAAACGAUGACAGGAGAAGGGAACACAGGGCGCAGGUUGGAGAUGAGAAUCCGUUCCAAACAAACGAUGAAGACGAAGGUGAAGAAAAUGCACCUGCUGCACCAAAAGAGGAGCCUGAUUUUGGUCUGUCAGGGGCCCUCGCAGAAGACACCAACACAUUCCGUGGGGUCGUGAUCAAGUACAAUGAGCCUCCGGAGGCUAGGAAGCCCAAGCUCAGAUGGCGUCUUUACGUGUUCAAAGGAGAUCAAGAGAUGCCCACAUUGUACAUCCAUCGGCAGAGUGCCUACCUCCUGGGUAGAGAGAGGUUAAUAGCAGACCUGCCUAUCGAUCAUCCCUCGUGCUCCAAGCAGCAUGCAGCUAUCCAGUACAGGCUUGUUGAGUAUGCCAAAAGCGAUGGCACGACGGGCAAGAGAGUGAGACCCUACAUCAUUGACCUUGAAUCUGCCAAUGGCACUUUUCUGAACAACAAACAGAUCGAGGCCAAGAGGUACUAUGAGAUGCAAGAAAAGGACGUGCUCAAGUUUGGAUUCAGUUCAAGAGAGUACGUUGUCCUCCAUGAUAAGACAACUGCAGGAGACUUGGAAGAUGAGGGAGAAGUAUAACAAUGUAAAAACUUGUUGAAAAUUGAAAUACUGAACUUGUAUAAGCUAUCUUUUGUCUUACUGUAUUAAAAAGGAAUUGCUAUUCACCUACUUUUGUGAAACAUACCUCACUUUUAUAAGCCACAGAACUUGUUUGAUUUACUCAGUUCACAUGUGUAUUGCUUGGAUGAGUUGCAACAUUUAGAAAAGAAAGAGUCUAAACUCUAAAGCCAGAGAGAGUUUGUCAAAUUUGUGGAAAGAAAGGACCAAAACCUAAACUCCAUGGAAACCUCAAUCAGGGGACAUCACUAAAAAAAUUUACUUUCCGAGUAUAUCUAACUCAGAGAGGAGUGUGAUGUGAACGGUGUCCUGUUAAAUGUUGUGAUAAAGUUUAUUUAUUGGUCAUUCGUAUUUCAGAAGAUUAUUUCUCUUCAGACCGAAUAAAGUCCAUUUUGAUGUCUUAGAUAUCCAUUAUCCAAUGUAAUGACAGGGUUAGUUUCAGUGGUGAGUAACCGUGAGUUGCAGUCUGAAAAUUAAUCUUCUACCUGCAGUUACAUACUGUAUGAACUUCCCUUGUGUCCUCCGACAAGUAGAAUCAAUCAAUUGCAGACACUAUCACAGCCCCUUCUUUUUUUAAACAAUAUUUCCCAAUCAUGGCCCUAGUAUUAUUUAUUCUACAUAUGUAUUUGUUCAUUCAUUGAAGUAGUUGGUACAUGAACCUUCAGGUCGACCGACCAAGUGAUUACAUAUGAUAGUUUUAAAACAUUGGGGUAUUGUUUUACAAAACAGGUUGGCUGAAAAUUCAAUUGCAAUGUGUACUACAAUAUGUAAAUGUAAAACACGUUUCAAUGGUAUGUCUGCAAACUCGUAGUUUAAAUAUGUCUGGGGAGUGUAAGACUAAGAUCGACUUUAAGUUGGACUUAAAAAUAUGGCAAGACAUGCAUGCCACUGGUUGCUCUCACCAUUGGUCUCUUAAUUAUGAUCUUUAGAUAAAUUUGUUUCCUUAAAAGAAGCUGAAUUCUGUAGAUGCGUGACCAUGAUUUGUACGCCCCUUGAGAGACCAUUGCCAGUAAACGGUUAGAGCAAACAGUGGCAUGAAUGGCCUGCCAUAGUUAAGUCCAACUUUAAGUCAAUCUUAGUCUUUGUGAAACACUCCCCCGGACUUUCAAACCCUGGAUAACAGACUAUUCAAGAGAAAAAUUAAUGUUAUUGUAACGUUUUUUUUUUCAAUUGCUAAAAAAUCUGCAAGUUUGGAAAAAUUAAAAAGACCUCUAUUGGGUUCAUUUUUUGUAGAUUUAUUGUUUGUAAAAAAAUUGACUGGCUGGAGUGGGAAGUGUACUGUAGAUACCAAAGAUGUGUCAGAAGUCUGUUUGUUUAUAAGCUUUAAAACAUUUAAAUUACACUAAAGUACCCAUGGCGAAGCUGAGCAUUAUUUUUUGAUGGGCUUUGAAAAUGAAAAUUUUCUUUGUAUUUUGAAAGAGCCCCUAAUUUUCAUGCUGAAACCAGACGAAAAUUAAUUCAGAGCUGUGCUGAAAUGAGUGAUAGGCCAUACAUUUUCUGUUUACUUUGUAAAAGUCCAAGUCAACAUUUCCGCAGCAACAACACAAUUUCCUUCAUUACUUGACUUCAAUUCACCUGUUUUGGAUAUCAAGAACAUUUUAUAGUUUAUCAUUGUACAUGUAAAGUACAUGAAGUACAUUGUUUGUGCUUCAUUUUCGAAAUUUUUCAAUAUAUUGUGUAUUUUUGUAUUUGUGUAAUAAUACUGUACACAGUGUGGUCUGAAUGAAUAAAUGUUCCAUUUUGGAAGUGAA
Strongylocentrotus purpuratus (purple sea urchin) is the source of this 3019-nucleotide messenger RNA. It is a transcript of the gene snip1, whose product is annotated as smad nuclear-interacting protein 1. The transcript has 2 exons. Gene Ontology annotation, biological process: miRNA processing. The coding region runs from base 45 to 1229 and encodes 394 amino acids. The record is from RefSeq and is a predicted model, not a curated record. Lineage: Eukaryota; Metazoa; Echinodermata; Echinoidea; Camarodonta; Strongylocentrotidae. Gene Ontology annotation, molecular function: protein binding; mRNA binding. Gene Ontology annotation, cellular component: nucleus.